Nymphaea colorata (pocket water lily) is the source of this 2016-nucleotide messenger RNA. Its product is annotated as TOM1-like protein 9. NCBI's taxonomy places the organism in Eukaryota, Viridiplantae, Streptophyta, Magnoliopsida, Nymphaeales, Nymphaeaceae. The record is from RefSeq and is a predicted model, not a curated record. Gene Ontology annotation, biological process: protein transport to vacuole involved in ubiquitin-dependent protein catabolic process via the multivesicular body sorting pathway. Bases 654 to 1301 code for a protein of 215 amino acids. The transcript has 6 exons. Gene Ontology annotation, molecular function: ubiquitin binding; phosphatidylinositol binding.
UCUACAUCAAAUGGUGAAGAUUGUUAGAAAAAGGCCUGUUGGGCAUGUCAGGGAGAAGAUCUUGUCUCUUGUUGACACCUGGCAAGAAGCUUUUGGUGGGCCAAGGGCCAGAUAUCCACAAUAUUAUGCUGCAUACCGAGAAUUAUUGGUAGAUAUCAUUUUCCUUUUUGGUGAAAGAUAUAUAUAUAUAUAUAUAUUUGUAUACACACACUCCAAGUGGUUCAUUGGACAUGCGUAGGAGUGAUGUAAAAAUUUUCAUAUAUUUGAUUGGACGCUUCACCUAUUUGUAUCGCACAGCAUUUAGCACAUAAAGCAGCAUAGCUUUUUCCCGUUUCUUCAAGAGCCUUUUCCAGUGUCUCCCAGAAUAACAUUCGCAGUAGCUAUUCAUGUAUUAGCAACAUACUAGUGGAAUGCAUUUAUAAGAUAUGGAACAUUUAGCACUUUAGACACCCAAAAAUCAGCAGCCUGAAUCACCUUCUAAUCUUCUAGAUCUUUUGAAAAUGAGAGUUAGUGAAAUAAUUCAAGUUGAAGCACCUUUGAGUAGUCAAGAAUCAACAAAAAUAUAUGAAGAUUCAGAAUAUGAAAAUGGCACAUGCAACUAUGACUUCUUGAAUGAUCCCAUGGCUUCCUUGACCUGAUUAACAAAUGACAAAAUGUUUCAUCUACAUGCUUCUAGCAAUUCACUUGUCUCCAGAGUGCAGGUGCUGUAUUUUCCAAAAAGAUCUGAGGGAGCUGCUCCCAUAUUCACUCCUCCUCAAACACAGCCUCUGUCAAGUUACACUCAAUCCUUGACUGGCCCAGAUUAUCAGCGAGCAAUCAGUUCAGAGUUUCCAACUUUGAGCCUUACGGAAAUCCAGAAUGCUCGCGGUAUAAUGGAUGUUCUUGUUGAAAUGUUAAAUGCUUUAGAGCCAGGAAAUAAGGAGGCUCUCAAACAAGAGGUAAUUGUAGACCUGGUUGAACAGUGUCGUUCUUAUAAACAGAGAGUUGUUCAGCUUGUGAAUACUACUACUUCAGACGAGGAAUUGCUUUGUCAGGGCUUAUCACUGAAUGAUGAUUUGGAAAGGCUUCUCUCUAAGCAUGAUGUAAUUUCUUCUGGUAUUGCAGUUCAUCCUGAGACGAAAAAAACUACUUCAGCAUUUUUAGGCAUUGGUGAUGGGUCAGGUGUCAGUAACACUAGUUCAGCAAAGAUGAACAAGGGGCGCCCCACAGAGGCUUCCUCCAGCACCCUGGGAUGUCCAGCCCAUCCAGACUCAAGCUACGGCCAUUGCUUUUAUCCAGCAGCCAGGGUUGCAGUUUCCUGACCAGAGGACUGCAUACUAGUUUGCUACAGCGCAGCACUUAUCUCAAAGGGCACGAGGCCUUUCACUCCAAGAUAAUAGAUACGCGAGUCCUUACCAGACUUCUGAAUCUUACUUGCAGCCCAAGAAUCAAGCUAAGCCUGAGGACAAACUCUUUGGUGAUCUUGUAAACAUUGCGAAGACAAAAUCCAAACCCUCUGCUUCUGUUAGUUGACUGGAAAGCUCAUGUUACUUUUGAAUGACAUGCAGCUUCUAGUUCCUGGUUCUGGUGGCCUAUUGUGCCUUCCAUUCAUAUGUCCACUUAUUGAAGCGAUGUAUAUUCUUUUCCCAUAUACUCUUUUAAAAUUUUAGUAACCGUUCCUUGUAAAGUCAGAGUGCAGCUUUUGUUUCAUUUCGUCGAGCUGGUUUCUGGACUUUGUUUUGUUCAAGUGUGUAGUUGGGUGCAGCCAGGCGUCUUUUUCCACCUGAUGUAAUUUUUGGUCUAGGCGUGAACUUCCAUCACUGUCCUCAGUGUCCCAAAGUUUCAAGCAACAUGAUUAGCUGAUAUGGAACUUAGGUCUCUUUGGAGACAUCCAAUAAAAUUGGAACGAUAUGGAGAGAAAAUUAGCAUGACCCUUGCAUAAGGAUGACACAAAUAUUAAACUUACAAGAGGUACACAGGACGUAACGUUGACGUUGAUGCCGAAUAGAUAGGAAGGAGGCAAUCUGGAUGCCGCCU